GGAGUCUUUGAGGCCAAAGCCUGCAGUCUGUGCAAGGGAGAUUGUAGCAGAAGGGAGGAGCCCAGAACAAUCACCAGAAAACAACUGAAAGUGAAUAUUAUAGCACCACAGAGAAUAAGCCUGGCUGGAAAGAAGAGAUGUAAGAAGACAACUCUCCCCCAUCUCCUUUUCAGAGGGAAAGGAAGUGCCUAUGAUUUCCUGCGGUUGGUGGGAGAGCGCGGGACCGUGGCACCGGGGCGAGGGCACAGAAGCAAGGGCCGGAGGAUGACCGAGCUGGGGUCCGAGAUGCAGGUGGAGCUCCGAGGUCUUCCCGAAGCCGUGUCUGACGAGCUAGUGACACUGUACUUCGAGAACCGGCGGCGCUCGGGGGGCGGCCCUCUGCGAGGCUGGCAGCGGCUGGGUAGGGGGGGCAUCCUCACCUUUCAAAACCCAGAGGAUGCCCAGCGAGUGCUGGCCCAGGCCAGCCAUGUGCUGCAGGGCACGGCUGUGAGCGUGGUGCCUUCCCCGCCCCGGGCUCCCCAGCGUCUGCUGCUUCUGGGCCUGAAGCCCGGCACAACGCCAGAGCUCCUGGAACUUUAUGUGGAGAACCUCUUGAGCUCCAAGGGGGAGUGUCAGGCCCUCGCCAGUCCCCGGCCAGACCGGACCCUGGUACAAUUACCCGCGCCUCUCUCGGAAGCAGAGUUUGAAGAGCUGGCUGUGCGGUCCAGAAGGAAAACACUGGACGGCACCGCGGUGUCAUUAGCCUGGGUGCCCCAGGCCCGUGCUGUAAGGAUUGUGGAGAGCGAUGAGCCCCCAGAUCCUAAGCUGCUUCAGCUCUACAUGGAGAAUGAGCGCCGCAGUGGGGGCGGUGUCCUGGAGGAGCUGCGGGCACUCCCUAGAGCCCGGGGGACCGUUGUCACCUUCCAGCAGUGGGAGGUGGCAGAGCGAGUGUUGGGUUGGUCUCACCAACUUGGCGAUUCAGAGCUCAACAUAGUCCCCCACUAUGAUGUCCUGGAGCCGGAGCCGGAGCCGGAGCCGGAGCCUGAGCCUGAGCCGGAGGAACGAGAGAGUCCAGUCCUGGGAGAGAUGAUUCCCACAGAGACACCAGGAGAUAAAGUGCUCAGAGAGACCUUUGGGAAAAUAGCGCCUAUGGAGAGACUGCAAGAGACAAUGACUGUGAAGAAACCAGGGGUAACGGUGCCUGUGGAGAGCCUGGGAGGGGCAACUCCUUUGGAGAAACUGGAGGCGACAGAGACUAAGGAGACACCAGAGGAGUCAGUGACUGUUCUGACACCAGGGACAACAGAACCCCUGGGGGAAGUGCUGGAAGAAACUCCACCACUGGAGAGAUCAAAAGAGCCAGGGGAAAGAGGGAAAGAAGAGAUGCUUAACUCGGUGGUACCGGUGGAGAUCCUGCUGCCCAUGGAUCCGGGUGCCUCUCGAUUUCUGCAGCUCUAUUACCAGGAGUUUCUUGCUAGCCUUGGAGAAGUGACCCUCUCCCCACUGGAUAGCCCAGAUGUAGCUGGCUUCCGGCUCAGUGGGGCGCUGGAGCCAUGCCAAGCUGCUGCAGAGUUCCUACAGAGCCUUCUGGGCAGCAUUCAGUGCCAUACACUGCCUCUGAAACACCCAGGCAGCACCCGAUUCCUGCUGGGUGGUGAGGGCCAAGACCUCCUGCAGGACCUGGAGGUCCAGUUCCAUUGCAUCCUCACAGUAGAGCAGCAGGUGGUGGCAGCCCUCGAUGCAGACCCCAUUGAGCUUGACCCCCCGGACCUUCUAAAGUCACCAGCAGGCUGGGCCCAUAACUCUCUGCCCCCUAGCAGCAUGGCUCCCAACACUUCAGCCAUCCAAAUAGAGGAGAUCAAGAGGUUUCUGGACACGCUGGAGGGUGUAGAUGGAGAAGAAAGGUCUCCCCCGGAGAUGGAGGAGGAGGAAGAGGAACUGGAGGAGCGGGUGGCAGCCUCUUGCAGAGCACAGGAGACGCUAGAGGAGGAGGCAGCCCUGCAGUUGGCCCUGCAUCACUCCCUGGUGGAGGAGAGCCUGACAAUGUGGGAGACAAGAAGUCUGAAGCAAGCGCUGAUGCUGUCCCUCCUGGAUGACACGGAGGCCAAGGGCAGGAGCGACAAUGACAGGAGCGGGAGACUCAUCGUGCACGUCGCCUUUGAUCAGGAUCUCAGUGAGCUGAGCCAAGCUUUGGAGACUGCUCUCAGGACGCAGCUGCGAGAGGAGAGGGUGAUGGGUGUGGAGCGGGCUCUACCCGCCACAUUCUGGGCCCGGCUGGGGCGGCACCACGAUGUGACCGUUACCCUGGAGGGAAACUGCGCUGUCUUAAGUGGCUAUGACCCCCAGCCUGCAUGUGCUGCCAGUCACCUCAGGGAACUGAUGACUAUUCCCGUGAUCGAGAGCCACACAGUGGCCCCAGACGCUGCCGCCGCAGCAGUGGUGCCUAGGGGGAUGAGGGAGCAGCCACCAGGGCUGGAGUGCCUGGAGGAAAGCAGUGCGGAAUUCCAGGAGGCGCUGCGAGGCUUUUACCGCACCUUGGGCGACGUCUCCAGCGAGAUUCGCGUCAUCAAGGUGGAACGGGUGUCUCAUCCCCUGCUUCACAGUCAGUAUGAGCUCCAUAAGAAGAAGCUGGCACAGUCAUGUACCCGGAACCCUGUUGAGCGAAUCCUGUACCAUGGGACCUCUUGGCAAGCUGUGCCUGAUAUCUGCAGCCACGGCUUCAAUCGCAGCUUCUGUGGGCGCAACGCUACCUUGUACGGGCAGGGGGUAUACUUUGCUGUACAGGCUAAGGUCUCCGUCAAGGACCGGUACUCACCCCCAGAUGCCAUGGGGUACAAGGCAGUGUUCGUGGCUCGGGUGUUGACAGGAGACUAUGGGCCAGGACGUCCAGAGCUUCGGGCCCCACCCCUGAGGGGUGCCAAUCAGGGCAUCCAGCGCUAUGACAGUGCAGUUGACUCCACAAGACAGCCUAGAAUUUUUGUCAUCUUCCACGACACUCAGGCCUUGCCCAUCUUCCUCAUCACCUGUCAGCACAUACCAGGCCCCAGCAGACUCUAUGGUGACAGCUUCAGUGGCCUCAGGACCUCCUCUCCAUCACCUCCCCUCUAUUGACUGAUGAAAUAGCCCCAGGAUGCACCUGCUCCCUCUUUGCCUGAAUCAUCCAGGUCUGGUUUGUCCAUGGAGGCUAGGUAGUGUUGGAUGAAAUAAGGUGGGGAGAAGAAUAUGGAGAGAGGUCUGCUUCCUUGCACUGGCACAGAAGAUUUCCUCCUUCUCUGCUGCUACCUUCUUUUCAUUCUAAGCUACUGUCUCUGACUCUCCCUCCACCCUCCAUCCCACCUUCCCUCCUCCCCCCAAACUGAGACGAUAUAGAAAGUGAAAAGGGACCUUAAAGGGCAUGGGAAGGAGAAAACUGUUUACAUAGAUCUGCCGAUCUAGGUAUCAGAAAACAGCAGGCAUGACAUAGAAAAACAGGGAAAGCAGGCUAGUGAUUCCUUGGAGACAACAGACAAGAGGCAAACCGAUAAUAAAAAGCAUAGCCUCAUGGGGCAGCUAGGUGGCCCAGUGGAUAGAGCACCGGCCCUGGAGUCAGGAGUACCUGGGUUCAAAUCCGGCCUCAGACACUUAACACUUACUAGCUGUGUGACCCUGGGCAAGUCACUUAACCCCAAUUGCCUCACCAAAAAAAAAAAAAAGCAUAGCCUCAGAUGUGUGUGUCAGAAAGACAAAGAUACGUGAUAAGUACUUUUAAUUCCAUAGGGAUCCUUCCAGAAAAAGCAUGAUAUAUAAGUCAAUAAAGAUUUAUUAAAUAUC
Molecule: messenger RNA, 3789 nt
Organism: Dromiciops gliroides (monito del monte)
Lineage: Eukaryota; Metazoa; Chordata; Mammalia; Microbiotheria; Microbiotheriidae
Gene: PARP10
Product: poly(ADP-ribose) polymerase family member 10
Exons: 12
Coding region: 265-3090 (941 amino acids)
Biological process (GO): negative regulation of gene expression
Cellular component (GO): nucleus; cytoplasm
Molecular function (GO): transcription corepressor activity; NAD+ poly-ADP-ribosyltransferase activity
Source: RefSeq, a predicted model, not a curated record